UGGGGGGUAAAGGAACCUUGUGAAACUAUUUAAAAUCAGUGAUGUAAAACACAUAUGGAAUUACCAGUACUGUAACAAAAAUUCAGUUACCCAGCCCUUACACUGCAUGAUUCCAGUGACAUGUAGAAGUUACGUGCUAUCUGAGAAACAAAAUUAUCCAUAGCUUUAUUAAAUAAACUGGGUAAGUAUGGAAUCAUCUUCUCAUUCUUUGAGAUGUUUGCUCUGUGAUGGAUUCUUCACUCAGGAAAGCAGGUAAUUGGAGCAUGACCUAAAUAAUAUCAGUGACCAAAAUCUGUGUGACAAAUAUAUUUCAAUAAAUGAGUUUAAGCUCAGGUCAAAUGGUGUGUGAGUGUGCCCUGCGAUGGGCUGGCCCCCCAUCCUGGGUUGGUCCCUGUGUAGGAAUUAUUAGCUCAGGUAAAUUUUAAUAUCUCCACCAAUAUGUUUUGAAAUUAAUUAACUUUUAAUUAAUUAUUAUUUAAUGCUGAUUAUUAACCAAUUGUUAUGCCGAAUGGCCGGCUCCUUCAAACUCAAUUGUGAAUCCCCGUGAGUCUGUUAAUGUGAGACUUAAUUUAUGACUAAAUCUUUCUGAAACAUGAAGAUUGUUUAUUCAAGUUUCAAAUUGAGUCAGGUUGUUAUACAUUCAGUGCAUGCAAAAGAAGAUGGAGAAGACAGGAGUGGAGAAGUCAGACCUGACCACGAAGAUCGAGGAGCUAGACCUCUUCAAUGAUACCUCAGACAAAGAACUGAAGCAGCUCAAUCGGAAAAAGCAGGAUGCCAUGGUGGAGGACAACAUCCUGAAGCUGGAGACGAAACGCCUGCGGGACCUGCUGUACAAUAAGGCCGACAGCGUCCUCUCCCUGGAGAAGCAGAGGCUGUGGCUGCAGGCGGUCAUGAGCGAGCGGGAGGAGGAGCUUAAGCUUCACCGUGAGAUGAUCUGCAAGCAGGUCAGGUUGGCCGAGCAGGAGCAGCAGGCCCUCAGGCUGCACAGAAUGAAGAGCUCCAGUGUAAGGAGGACGAUCUGGAUGCUAAAAUCGGCAAGGCAGAGAAGGAGAUCCAGGCUCUGGAGAACACCCUGCAUGUGGUCAACAGCCGCAAUACCACUUACCAGAAAUCAUUCCACAAUAUGGAGGAGUCAAGUAGAUGUGAUGCGUUGUAGAUGUCCAUCUACAAGCUAUGUUUCAGAUGUACCUUCUGCUGCAACCACUUAGCCGUUUAUGGUGUUCAUUCUGCAUGACACGUUUUGUGUUUUUAGGUGAGGAAUAUCAGGAGAAGCUCAGACUAGAGGAGCAAAAGAGAGCUGUAGAGGAAAGGUAUAAACAUAAAAGAAGGCAAAUGAAAGAACUA
Molecule: messenger RNA, 1344 nt
Organism: Brienomyrus brachyistius
Lineage: Eukaryota; Metazoa; Chordata; Actinopteri; Osteoglossiformes; Mormyridae
Product: coiled-coil domain-containing protein 39-like
Exons: 3
Coding region: 648-1208 (186 amino acids)
Biological process (GO): inner dynein arm assembly; cilium-dependent cell motility; cilium movement
Cellular component (GO): axoneme
Source: RefSeq, a predicted model, not a curated record